Scophthalmus maximus (turbot) is the source of this 3753-nucleotide messenger RNA. RefSeq names its product G protein-coupled receptor 63 (gene gpr63). Gene Ontology annotation, molecular function: G protein-coupled receptor activity. The record is from RefSeq and is a predicted model, not a curated record. The transcript has 2 exons. Bases 609 to 1841 code for a protein of 410 amino acids. Gene Ontology annotation, biological process: G protein-coupled receptor signaling pathway. Gene Ontology annotation, cellular component: membrane. Lineage: Eukaryota; Metazoa; Chordata; Actinopteri; Pleuronectiformes; Scophthalmidae.
UGCCGCGGGGAGCCAGUAGCCGACGGUGAGAGCGGUGUGCAACAGUGUAGCCAUAAUUCGGGCUACGUGCAGCGGGUAGACUGGCACCGUCGGUGCCGGGAAGAUGUGCCGCGCGCGUCUCAUGCGUGAAUGAAUCGAUAAGGAUAAAGGGCGCAGGGAAACGGGAGCUUCACAUUCGGUGGCGUGCACAAACCAGCGGCGUCUCUCUCUCUCUCUCUCUCUCGUGCUCCUCUGGAAACAAAGCGAGACGAGCCGAAUGCGGAUUUCACUUUUUUUUUCCUACGGCUUCGUGCGUGUAGGUGGUGGCAUCACCGGCUGUCGCACUGUUGAUAAAACACGCCUUUAUAUAUAUGUAUAUUUUUUUUUUUAAAAACCCCACAACACACCGCAUGUCUCGUUUUAAUGUGUCGGCUAGGACGAGUGGGCGAACUCCCUUUUCCGUCAGCGACAUGCGGCGUUUGGAGGACUGAGGCUCGACGGGAGACGGAAGCAGGGUCCCGCAACCAUGAAGAAGCCGUCCCGGUGCAUUGAGCUGGGAACACCUGCAUCCACAGCAUCAUGUUCAGAGUGAGCUCACCAGCAACAAUGCUUGCUCAACCUGGGGAAGAAUGUUUCACUCCGCUACUGUCCCCCUUUCAGAGGCAAGGGGCAUUAAAACCAGUCUCUGCUGCCUCUUUACGGGGCUGCUAAACCUUUCUGAGAGGCUGGCGAUGGAGAACAUCUCCAUGGCGAACAGUUCCCUGGGCUCCACUUUGCCCCUGGAGCCGGUCACGCUGACAGCAGAGGCCCCGGAGAGUCUGUAUGGUGUCGGCCUGCCUCUGCAGAUCUUCUUUUGCUUUGUCAUGGUUGUCAUCCUGCUGGUGGCCUUGCUGGGAAACGUGGUGGUGUGCCUGAUGGUGUACCAGAGAUCUGCCAUGCGCUCCGCCAUCAACAUCCUCCUGGCAAGCCUGGCAUUUGCAGACAUGAUGCUGGCCAUCCUGAACAUGCCCUUUGCUCUGGUUACCGUCGUGACCACCAACUGGAUUUUUGGAGACCUUUUCUGUCGCGUGUCGGCCAUGCUCUUUUGGUUCUUUGUGAUGGAAGGCGUGGCUGUACUGCUUAUAAUAAGCAUAGAUCGUUUUCUCAUCAUUGUCCAGAAGCAAGAUAAGCUGAGCCCACAGAGAGCUAAAGUGCUUAUAGUGGUCACAUGGGGACUGUCUUUCCUUUUCUCUUUCCCCCUGGCUGUUGGUUCCCCUCCACUACAGAUCCCUCCGAGGGCCCCUCAGUGUGUAUUUGGAUACAGCAUUGAGCCUGGCUACCAUGCCUAUGUAUUGAUCCUAAUGCUAGUCUUCUUCUUCAUUCCUUUCAUGGUCAUGCUGUACACAUUCAUGGGGAUCCUGAAUACCAUCCGCCACAAUGCCAUCCGUAUCCACAGCCACCCAGACAGCAUCUGUCUGAGCCAGGCCAGCAAACUGGGUCUGCUGAGCCUCCAGAGGCCCUUCCAAAUGAACAUAGACAUGAGCUUCAAGACCCGUGCCUUCACCACCAUCCUCAUCCUCUUCUCUGUGUUUACAGUGUGCUGGGCACCCUUCACUGCCUACAGUCUGGUGACUACCUUUAGCGAUGGGUUCUACCAUAAAGACAGCUUUUUUCAAGUCAGCACAUGGGUCCUGUGGUUGUGCUACCUCAAGUCAGCCCUUAACCCUCUCAUUUACUACUGGCGGAUCAAGAAGUUCCGCGAUGCCUGCCUUGAUCUGAUGCCCAAGUACUUCAAGUUUCUUCCUCAGCUGCCAGGAAACACGAAGAGGCGCAUACAGCCGAGCGCUGUGUAUGUGUGUGGAGAGCAUCGCUCUGUGGUUUAAUGUGAAAUCCAUCCCCCAAACACUUACUACUGUUAAAGCACAUUUAUACAUACUGUAUUUUGCAGUUGCUUAUAGCAGAUGUACAGACUGACAGUAGAACUGCAUUAGUUACGGCUUGGGGCAGCUUUAACCUGGGUGUGUUGCUACAGGGAUCAGUUUGACGAUUAAGUCCAGAAAUUCCUGAUUGAGUCAAACAUCCAUGAGUUGUAAGGGUUGUCAGAUGCCAAAACACUGUACAGUGAUUAUACUAGAAGACACGAUUUCUAACUUUGUAAUAGGACUGUUCAAAAUUGGUCGAAAUCAAUUCUGUUAGAAUAGCUGAGUUUAGGAACAGAUAUGUUUUCAUUUGGCAAAAGAAGCCAGUGUCUGCAAAUAUUUUAUCUAAACCAGGAACUAUCUCAGCUUAAGGUUUACUUCCUAGCCUUUUCUGGACCUUUUAGUGUAUCCGAUGGCCAACAUGCAUUAUGCUAUUCUCAUUACAGAGUUGGCGUGCCAGCCUGUGUGUGCUAUGCAUUUGAUUGGCCGGAUGAUGCGUUGUUUUGUAGCAAAAGUUUCGUGGUUCUACUUUUUGUUGGAUGACCUAGAUUUUUUGGGGGGGCUAGAACCCUCAUAGGAACCCCAACUAUGUUUAAUGCAGUGCUAAUUUCACUCUGACGUACCAUUUUGCACUGAGGUUCAAAAACUGUCAGGGUGCAUGUUAAAAUUCUCAAUAGGUCAUGGAAUCUAGCAGGUCAAAGGCAACUGGACUCGUGAUGUGCAAUUUACUUUUAUGGCCAAUCAAAGAGGCUUCAGGACCUGGUAAGUCUAAAAUAGCAGACCAAACAAGUACAUUCGUCUUUGAUUUAGUACUUGUACAUCGACAACCGAACCGUACAGGGUAAUGUACAUUGCAGAAGAGGCAGAGCCACUCCUCUCCAUCAACAGCAUCAGUAAUCUUCAAUUAAAUCUUUAAUAAUAGGGCUGGGUAUUUUAAGUUUUCUGAUAACAAGUGCCAAUACGAUACCUGAGUCAAAGCAGUGCAAGCUCUCAAAUGUUAAACACACGCGGCCAUUCAAGAUUUUUGCCUUUUGCCUGAAUCUGGUCAAAGAAUGAAAUGAUAAAUCAAUUAUUGACACUUCUUGACUGUUGUUAAUAAUUUGUUCUACUAGCACGUUUAGUUUAAAGCCCCAGUGUGUAAUUUUCUGGCGGAAUGUGGUGGUAAAGUUGCAAACCGCAACCCACUGAACAACGGACAGGGGACACUUUAUGGUGGCGCAUCUCUGAUUCAAUUUCCAGUUUCUGGCGGUGCUGAAAAUUCAACGCAAAUGUGCGUAUUCUAAAUAUUACACACUGUAGCUUUAAGUGGAAUACCCAGCCCUACUCGAUUACUUGGUAGACCAAAAUGCAGUACAGCUAAAUUAUUUUCUGUGGCUCUUUUUGCACCUACUCACAAAACGCACUUGGUUUCUGAGGGUGAUACUGGGCAAUGAAAUAAAGCUUUAAGUGAAGUUGUCAACUGAAGGAAACCAUUACAUAAAUGCUGAAAUGCACUGAAUGGCACAUACCAUGUAAGAGUUUCAACAGAUGAAUUUGAACUUUAAUGAUGAGCUAAGAAUCCAGGCACCAUUGGGUUUGACUUGAUCGCAUCUCCUUCCUUUCCACUGACAUCGAGAGUCGUGGCGAAAGGACAGUGUGUUUUAGCUGUGUACAAGAUGUUUUACAAGGCAUGUAAAUUUACAGCUUAAAUGGAGUUUAAAUGUGGUCAGAAAGUGGCCAUGACACAUUUGAACAUGUUUGAAUUUUAAUGUUUUGGAUGUGCCUAUUGAUUAGUCAACUUGCCAGUCAGAAUGCUGCUAUUAUCUGGUGAAAAUGUGCAAUAUGUGUACUGUACUGUUGAAUGUAAUAAAGAAAUAGACAUUUCUUACCUUGGUAA